AUGAUAUUUUUUACCGUCUUUCUUUUACUGGGCUUACCUGGUGUAGCUCGAACUUCACGAUUAGAUGCUCGUCAGAAUGGCCCAAGUGGGAACUCUUCGGUAGUCCUGCCAUUGCCAAGUCUGAGCAGCCAGAAGGAACCUCUGGCACCUUCACUGGUAGCUACUUUGUUACGGGUUACCACUCCGUCGAGCAUCACGAAGCAGGAGCGUGGCCUACAAGGUCUUGACGGUAUCGGUCCUCCGGACCCGCCACCCCCGCCCGCUCCUGGAAGUCCAACUCCUCCAGUGGAAUUAUCGCCACCGGCAGAAAAUACUGCUAAUCCAGUAGCGGCACCGACUAUUGUUGAUGUUGAAAUUGUGGUUGGCGCAACAAUACUCACUCUCGCUUCACCAACUACUCCAACUACUGUAGCUUUGCCCGAAACUCCAUCAGCCCAGCUCACGACUAUCAUUACGACAAAUUCUCGGUCGGCGGGAUUACCCUCACCGACCACUUUCCUUACCUCUAAAAUCACAUCUAGUGUUACCAGCUUGACACCGAGUGAAAACUCUAAAGCCACAGCUAUUGUGCCAAAUUCUAACACUAUUUCCUCACCUACCGGAAUAGUUACGAUGACUAGUUCUACUCCGACUCCUAGCAGUGUCAGCCCGAAUGAUAACGGAAGUGGAAGUUCAACAUCAACUAUCGUCCUUAGUACGGUUCUGAGCAUCGCAGGUGUAGUUUUGAUUGCAGUGGCGGCUUAUUUAUGCACGGGAGAUCGGCGGAGAAGAUUACCAAUGUUUAACAGAGGCAUCACCCCGAUCGGUGACGACGAGAUAGCAACGUGGAAGUCGAAUCGAUCAGCAGAGAAGGUUAAUAGGUUUACAACUCGGCCGACUCACUCGCAGAACGGAUCGACAUCAACAUCUACCAGAAGAGCCCCAAGCUUAAUCCAAUAUCAAAACGGUGCUAGGCCGUCUCUCGAAGUAAUAUCGCCUAGAUCGUUUAUCGGCGACAAGAACAGUUUUGACUUGCCGCAAAUUCCUGGGGCAGUGUUAGCACGGGCACCGAAUGCACGAUCUGGUCUGACGGACGAGGCGGUUCCUGGAGACGACCCAUUCCUACCAGCCCCGAGACGACACCCGUCAAGAUUGCAUAAACUACCGCCGAAUUCGCCUGUCAUGAACAAUCGGAAAGAAUUGCGUAGCAAUAGUCUAAGAAGUUUCUCUGAACCUUCAUGGCGGGAUAGUGCAGUAGAAACAUCGCCUCCUAGGGGCUCGAGUGAAGGCUUUGCGCGAAGCCAUCGUAUCUACUCGAAUUCACCGCUUCCGCCGCCGCCGAGACUAUCUUAUGGCGAAAACGACCAAUUUACGGGCUUAUCGCCGCCUCCGUCGCGGCGGAAUGAAAGCACAAUCGGAUUGGCUGUCGGCUGAGAAUUAUGAUCUGCUGUCUAUUUUUGACAUCCAAAUCCCAUCCCUCUACGUCCAAACCUUGGAGAUUUACCGGGGGGUGUAUCUAGACGUGCUUCGUCUGUUUCAGCCCUCGAACGUGCCUUGGGGAAUUAAGAAGGACCGGCUCGACUAUCCUUGCGCACCGCCGAAGAAA
Molecule: messenger RNA, 1585 nt
Organism: Daldinia loculata
Lineage: Eukaryota; Fungi; Ascomycota; Sordariomycetes; Xylariales; Hypoxylaceae
Exons: 2
Coding region: 1-1413 (470 amino acids)
Source: RefSeq, a predicted model, not a curated record